UCUCUCCGCUAUUUCCACUCAACUGUUGGGAAAGUAGAGGAACAGAGGAGCCGGUCUAGGGGAGACGGGCUUCGGAGAGGAUCGGUUCGCAAACUGCGUUCAGCGGCAGGGGCACACUACGCUCCAAAUUCAGCCUCAUCAAAGAAUUGCUCUUUCUGUCUCCUACAGUGAAGAGAAAUCCCAGACUCCAGCUCUGAAGAAGAAAUAAUUAAAGAUAAAUCCAGGAUAGGUUAUCAAUUCACUGCGGCCUGAAGUUGAGCCACUCGGUUACUGUCAAAGACGAGCUGUACACUUCAGUCUAACCGCUUGAGGCCUUUAAAUUCAAGAUGGGGAAGCAGAAUAGCAAACUACGGCCUGAGGUGAUGCAGGAUUUGCUGGACAGCACAGACUUCACGGAGCAUGAAAUUCAGGAGUGGUAUAAGGGUUUCCUCAGGGAUUGCCCUAGCGGGAACUUAUCAAUGGAAGAAUUCAAGAAAAUUUAUGGGAACUUCUUUCCCUACGGGGAUGCUUCCAAAUUUGCUGAGCAUGUUUUUCGCACCUUUGAUGCCAAUGGAGAUGGAACAAUAGACUUCCGGGAGUUUAUCAUUGCACUAAGUGUCACCUCGAGAGGCAAACUGGAGCAGAAGCUAAAGUGGGCGUUCAGUAUGUAUGACCUAGAUGGAAAUGGAUAUAUCAGCAAGUCAGAAAUGCUGGAAAUUGUUCAGGCAAUCUAUAAAAUGGUUUCUUCGGUGAUGAGAAUGCCUGAAGAUGAGUCUACACCUGAGAAAAGGACAGAAAAAAUUUUCAGACAGAUGGACACCAACCGUGAUGGAAAGCUAUCCCUUGAAGAGUUCAUCCGAGGUGCAAAAAGUGAUCCUUCCAUCGUCCGCCUCCUUCAGUGUGAUCCUAGUACUGCGGGUCAAUAUUAAUUCAAAAGUGAAGAAAACGACAGUCGGUGUGGCUGUGUUUCGGCUUCCUGCCAUUGUGUCAUUGGCGACUCAGUCACAUCUUCAUGGCCAACAUCUGACAUUGUUCAGCCUAUCUGUUUUUUUUUAUAAUUCUCAAUUUGUAACUGGCUGUUUAUUUAAAUGCUGUCUGAAAAUAUAUUACACAGCGUUUUUGGCUGUGUGAAGGCAUUGUUACUAUACUUAUAUCUACAUUAAUCAAAAAAUCUUAACGUUCUUUUUUUAAAUUGGAAAUAGAAAGAGGCUUUAAUUUUAUUUCUGUUCAUGAAGGCCUUGUGCCUCUUGGUUGCAGAGUUUAACAAGAACCAAUAUUUAUGUAUGUGGGAGAUACAUGUUCACCAAUCAGUCAGUGAUCUCUUUCUUUAUAUGGAAAAAUUAUCAAUGAUGUGAAAACAAGCAUAAGUCAGUCAGGUGGAUGUUUGUACCCUGUGAAAAUGAAUGAUACUGAUAUUCACUGUAUAUUCAUGUUAGUUAAAGCCAAUGUGGUUAAAAUUGAGAACUGAUCUACUGAGAUUCAAUUCCUAUAGAGUGUAAAGUUGAUUAUGGGAGUCCCCAUGAAUUAGUGUUGGAAUUGCUGUCUGCAAAACAAAUUGCAAGUCAUAGUCUGACAAAUAUUUAGUUUAGGGGAUACAAAGGAAAACGAGCAGAAUUGCUUCUCAUCCUAUUUUAUAGCACCCUCGCACGAGGUUGUCGGAAAUUCACUGCCAGUGUUUUCAUGUAACACUUCACUGCCUUUGAAACAAAAUCUUCAACUUUGGCAGAGACAAGAAACAGGGCCGGUGGCAGCCACGGUUUAUAUAUCUUGGUGUCUUUUUUUUCCCAUCGACUGCUGCAAAUGAUGGCCCGGGAGUUGAGAACGACUGUUAGCCUUCAGAUGAAAAGAACAAGAGAUAAUUGGACGGGGCACUUAGGUGCAAUUCAUUUGAAAGUUAUGUCCUUUUAUUAAAUUACCUUGUAAUUUAUAGUUUAAAUAAUUAACAAAGUGAGUCAAAUUUGGAAGUAGAGUUACAAUAGUUGGAGCAUAAGAGUACCAGUAGGUACUGGAGAGCUAAGUGUAUCGAAACUGAGACACUACAGCACUGCCAUUUGUGGGACGUCUAAUUGGAAUUGGACAAGCAUAUGUAUCCAGGGUCCAUUGCAAUUAUAGACAUAAGAAUUGAUAAUAGGAACACGAGUGUACAAGAAGUGCAUGUUGACAUUUUUAAAAAAUACGUUUUCUGGAGCACUUGCAGGUCUGCAGGCCUUAUUAUAACAAUUUAAAUUGUAGUAAAAUAAUCACAAGUGUAUCUUGGUUCUAUAGAAAUCUUUAUUAUUGUAUCUUUUGAGUCUCAUUUGCCAGGUGAAAUUAAGCAGUUCACAAUGUGUAUAAAAGUUUAAUUGCUAAACAGUCUGCUCACUGUUUCUCAAGAAUCAUUUAUCUGCAGCACUGCUCUACCCCAGUAAUAGCUGUAUAUCCAUAUGCUUAUCUGAGAGCUUCUGUCACACCUGCCACGUACCACUCCCACCUUCUUCCCUAAUUCUCUCAUCGAAGGAGCCAUUUGAUCACAGCCAACUCUGAGCAGUCCCAUUCCCCCACUUACUUCCCUGUAACCUGUUCUCUCUCACAUGUCUUUCAACUCCCUGUGAUUUUCCUACCACCAGGGACAAUUUCCGGUUACCGGUUAGCCUGCAAGCAUUUGGGAUGUCAGAGGUAACCCACGUGGUCAUGGGGAGACUGUAGAAACUUCACAAGCAGUGUUUAAGAUCAGGAUCCCUGGAGGUAUGAGGCAAGCCACUGUAACACCACGUCAGUUCCUGCGUAAUGGCCUUUUGGAUUAAGACUCUUUCUGCCUCUAUCAUCCUAUGAGUGAAAAUCAUUCUCCUCAUUCAUCUCUACAAAUUGUUAUAAGUUUUUCUCCUGGUUACUGAGCUCCCUGCUAAGAGGACCUACAGUGCCUCUCCACUCUAAUGGGACACUCACUGGAAGCAGGUGGCUUUUUUUUGGAUCAGCAGAGUGGGGAUUGAGAUAUGCAUUAAUGGAACAGGGGAAAAAUUUAAACGAUGUCAAUAGAGAAGAACUUUACAUAAUAUCUAAAGUGGAAACUUUAGAAUUUUUUCUGCUCACUAUCUCCUUCAUCAAAUAGCAUUAAUGCUCAAGUUUUAAGUAUAUUGGAUGAGUUGGUAAUGUGGAUUGCAAGAUGUGGAUUAUGCAAGAGCUGUUGUUGAUCCUUUAAAAUCCAUUCCAGCUGCGAUGAGUAGCCAGCAUAUAGAGUCUUAGAGCACUACAGCACAGUGACAUCUAGUUUGUGCUAAACGGUGAUACAAAAAUAGGCUGAGUAGUCGACAGUGAGGUGGAAAGAUUUAAGCUGGAAAAACAUGUUCUGCAGGAAAGUGGUAAAUGGAAUUUAAUGCAGAAAAACGUGCAGUAGUAAUAUGUUUGGGAAGGUGCAACAGGGCAGGGAAAUGCACAACUGGGAAGAUACUGGUGCAACAGAAGGACUUUGGAGUUCAUCUGUACUUAUCCUUAAAGAUAACAAACCAGCUUGAUAAAGUGUUACAAAGGAAAAUAGGCUGCUUUUCUUUAUUAAGUGUAGAACAUAAGAACAGAUACCUUUUGCUAGAAAUGUAUACAGUGCUAGCUAGAUGACAGUUUGAAAGGUGCACAGUGUUUUUAAUUUUUUAAAUUUUAUUUAAGGAAACUGCAUGGUAACAGACCCUUCUGGCCUAAUAAAUCCACACUGACCAAUCACAUUCAUAUGACCAAUUAACCUAUUAUCCCACAUGUCUUGGGGAUGUAGGGGGAGAACUGGAGGAAAUCCAUGCAGUCACAGGGAAAAUGUGCAAACGGCGGCAGGAAUGGAACCUGGCGCUGUAAUAACGUUACACUGACUGCUACAUAACCAUAUAAGGAUGUUGCUAGGAGUGGAAACAUUUGACUAUGUGGAUAGAUUAGAUUGGUUGGGAUUACUUCCCUUGAAUAAGAGGACAUCAAAGGGAGACUUAAUUAAGUGUAACAUUGAGAGAUUUAAAUAUAGUAAAUAGUUGGAACUUUUUCACUUGAAAAGUCAAAAAACUAAAUGCCAUAGACUUUAAAUAAUUGACAGAAGGGUUGGAGGAGUAAAGAUAAAAAUUUGUUUCCACCUAGAUGAGGUGGUAGAGGCAGAAAUCUACAUCACACGUUGAAGCACCUUCAAUUACUCCAAAAGACUGAGGUUUGUUAAAAUACUGAAAGGCUUUUAUUCACUGUACAAUACGACCUCCACAGUGAGUGUCUGCCCCCGGACUGAGGGGGAGGGGCAAGGUGACACCUUUAUACAGGACUCUGUGGGAGGAGCCACAGGGGCAGUCAGCAGAGGGGUGUGUCCAGACAGGUAACCGAGUUACAACAUAUAUACAUGGUUUACCACACACGUCAGAAGUACUUGGAAGUGAAUUUGCUCAAAUGCUGACAGGUGGAAUUAGGAAGGGUAGCCAUUUUCCAUCUGGCCCAGAUUGGUGGCCUCUUAAGUCAUAGAUCUGUUUAAUUCCCUAAUAUUUGUAGCCUGAAAAAGAAUAGAUUUCUACCUUAACAAAAAUGCAAGAACUUGUGGUAAGAUGUGGAAUGUGCAAAGAAAAAGUUGCUUCUUCCAGAUUACAGUACUUAACCGAUUUUCUAAUGUUGGCUGCUCUUAAUGACCCUGAAUUAUCCUUGCAUUUAAUUCUGAUAUUGAUUACUGCUUCACUGUUUUCAUGAUAAAAAUAGUAUUGGGAAUCCAUACUUUCCUGGCAGCAUCUAUAAAGUUCAGCUCUUUCAAAAAGAGACAACCAGUCUUCUUAAGCUUUCCUGCAUAACAUCACCAAUAUCCAAUUAUGAUGCUUAAUUUGUGCUUCCUUCACAGAAUGGCAUCUACCACUCCGGUCCCAAUGAUUCAUCCACUGAUCCAUUGUAUCUUUGAUGUAUUAAAUUCCUGCCAGUCUGGAAUAUAUAUUCUCAACAGGAUAUAUAUUUGAUCUUUAUUUUAUUUACCUAGAGACCCAUCCGGCCCAGUGAGCCCGCUUACACCCACGUAGCCAGAUAACCUACUAACCUGUAUGUCUUUUUGGAAUGUGGGAGGAAACCCAUACGGUCACAGAGGAAACGUACAAACUCCUUAGAGCCAGCGGUGGGAUUGAACCUGGGUGGCAGGCGCUGUAAUAGCAUUAUGCUAACCGCUACCCCUAGCACGCCACCCCAAUGGAACUGAUUGCAAACAUAAGGUAGUCUGCAGAUGCUGGAACCACUCAGCAGGUCAGCUAGCAUCCAUGGAAGAGACUAAACUGCCGACAUUUCUGGCCAAGACUCUUCUUUAGGACUGAGAAGGAAAGGGGGGUGGGGAAGAUGCCAGAAUAAAAAGGUGCGGGGAGGGGAAAGAGGCUGGCUGGAAGGUGAUAGGUGAAGCCAGGUGGUAAAGGGCUGGAGAAGAAAGAAUCUGAUAGCAGAGGCAAGUGAACCAUGGGAGAAAGGGAUCGAGGAGGGGACCGAACGGAAAGUAAUAUGCAGGUGAGAAGUAAAAAGAAUGGGGAGUGGAGAAUAGAAGGAAGGGGACUAAUUAUUUAAUUAUCAUGAGACCAUAAGAAUGAUUUUUAAAAAAUUUCACCCUUAACUUUCUCUCUCAUCAAGCAGUGGGGGGGGGGGUUGGUAUCUAAGUGGACACCUUUAAUUUGACACCACAAAAUGUACAGUGGGCAGGAAAUUCACCUUUGGUGCUAUGUGUUUUCAGCCCUUGCUGGGGUUGCCAAGAUUCGUCAAUGCAGCAAUUGGAACGCGUACUUAGGCACAGAGGCACGACUGUAGAUCAGUGCCCCGGAUAGCUGAACAUCAUUUCAGGAAGUGAACAAGCUUAGUUGCAAAGCUUGAAAAUGCUUUAUUUUUCUCUUCUGCCUCAUGUACCGCUGCAUGAUGGGAAAGAAAGUUAGAUAUAAAAUUAAAACAAAAAAUAAGUUAAUUCUUAUCAUGAACAAGGGACAAUCUGGCUGCAGGUACUGGAAAUCCAAGCAACACACACACAAAAUGCUGGAGGAACUCGGCAGGCCAGGCAGCAUCUAUGGAAAAGAGUACAGUCGACCUUUCGGACCGAGAACCUUCAUCAGGAUAAUUCUUAUCGUCUCAUGUGGACUAAAUAAACUAAAUAUUUUUUUUAUUAUGAGGACUAAUUAUAAACUAAACAGAACAGCGCAGUAGCGUAGCGGUUAGUGCAAUCGAUUUACAGAGUUCGACAUCCGCCACUGUAAAGAGUUUGUACAACACUUUCCCCGAUAAUGUGUUAAUUUCCUCCUAGUUCUCCAAUUUCCUUCCACAUUCCAGAGACAUACCGAUUAGGAUUAAUGAAUUGUCGGUAUGCUAUAUUUUUGCCUGAAGCUUGGCGAUACUUGCUGGAUGCACCCUCGCUGAUUUGAUUUGACACGCUUCACUAUAUGUUUCGAUGUAUGUGACACAUAAAGCAAGUUAAUCUUUAAAAAGAAACAGUAGAGAUCGUUGCUGCAGCUGCAGUAGCUGUUAUUACAUCGCUGAGACCGCAUGCCGCUCUAGUUCAGAAGCAUUUUGUCCUGGUACUUCAUUUGCGCAGAAAUUGGUGUUUAAUUUCCAUCCAACUCUCCUUUUGGCAAUCUUAACUUAAUCCUAUCAAACCAUCUCUUCAUUCUUCGUGUUCUUUUUUUUAAUGGUAAAUUCAUUUUACCGUUCAUUUCAACUCAACUCUUUAAUGGCAAUUCUUACUGACCUUGAAUAAGUUUGCUUUGAAAUCCCUGUGGGAGGUAGUAACGAGGAAAUAGAUUGAUGGUUCCUACUUGUGAUCUAUUGAUGAUCUGUCCCAGCCCGCUGUAUUUUGACUGGUGAGUUAUCAGUAAUGGGUCCGGGCUUUUAUUGUCCAUGUUGCUCUUUAUGCUUUUAAUAAUCUAAGGAGCAAUGGAAAAUGCCACUUUCUGAAGAAAUCUUUAACUAUCUAUAAUUCCUUGCAUCACAGGUAGAUAUGGCUGUAGAGAGAGCUUUUAGCACAUUGGUCUUCAAAAAUCAAAGUAUUGAGUCCAGGAGUUGGGAUGUUAUGUUGACGAUAUUGCUGAGGCUUAAUUUGGAGUGUUGUGUGCAGUUCUGGUCAACUAGUAUCUACAGGAAAUACAUGAAUGAGAUCGAAGGAGUACAGAUUUGAGGACCCAAGUUACAGGGAAAGGUUGAGUAGUUUCGGACUUCAUUCCCUGGGGCGUAGGAGAAUGAGGGGAGAUUUGAUAGAGGCAUACAAAGUUAAGAGGUGUGUAGAUAGGCUAAAAGCAAGCAGGCUUUUUCAAUUGAGUUGGGUGAGACUAGCACUAAAGAGUGAAAGGUGAAAUAUUUAAGGGGAACCUGACGGGAAUCUUCUCAACGCAGACGAUUGUGCGAGUGUGGAACGCCAGCAUGCAGGUUCAAUUACAACAUCGAAGAGAAGUUUGGACAAGUACAUGGAUGGGAGGACUUUGGAGGGAUAUGGUCUGGGUGCAGAUUGAUGGGACUAAGCAGAAUAACAGUUUGGCAUGGACUAGAUGGGCUGAAAGGCUAUAUCUGUGCUCUAUGACUCUACUCUCCACUUGCUACUUAUCAAAACUCUUCUUUCUGUUACAUGAUACAAUCAAACAUUUUAAGAAACUGAAUUUGAAAUUGAGGUUAGAGAUUAGUUUUUGUGGGGAAUAUGUCAGUGUGCUCAACCCUUCCAAAUAUGAUAUUUCUGAUAUUUUAAAUAAUUUUAAACAUGUUAUACACAAAAUGGUGUUCAGGUCAAAAUGUGUUUGAAGCUUUUUGUUUUUAUUUCAGAUCUUCAGCUUCCACUCCUUUCACUAAUCUACCUCAUUUCAGCAAUUAGAUGAUGCUAUUUACUUAGCCUUUAUCCACCAUAGCUAAAAUAAUUCAGUAGAUUAUUUAAAGCUGAAUUCAUUAUCACUUUGGCGACAUUUCAAAUUAAGAUAUAGGAUUCAAAUACUGGCCAAAUUAAAAUUAGCCUUGAAAUCUCUCCAGUGAAGUAAAGCAGAUAGGAUUAAUGUAUUAAUGUUUUUAACCUUGUUUGAAUGUGCUAAGUAUGUUCUCUGAACCUAAUGAUAAUCCUGUGUGUGUGUGUGUGUGUAUACAAGAAAAUGUUAAAAUACGUGCUGUGAAAAAAAUGUCAAUAUAUUUACAGUGUAGAUGAUUUUAGUAACUAAGAAGCAACUCCUAUUCAGAUACCCAACAAUGUUCAAUUAGUUUUACUGGUAGAUCUUUCUGCAUCCAUGUCUGUAUGGCAGGUUGUUUCAGUUCUUGGGAUCAUUUCUACUCACUGAACACUAUCCUUUUCUACUACUCAUUGUUAUGGAGUCAUAGAACAAUACAGCAUGGAAACAGGACCUUUGGCCCAUCUAGUGCCUGCCGAACAUAGAACAGUACAGCACAGUACAGGCCCUUUGGCCCUGGUAUUGUGCCAACCUUUUAACUUACUUGAAGAUCAAUCUAACCCUUCCAUACCACAUAGCUGUCCAUUUUUCUUUUAUCCAUGUGCUAUUCUAAGAGUAGCUUCCUUGCAGUAGAUUAAAGGAUGCGAUUUCUCACGAUCACAUUUUCUCCUUGUCAAGCUGUCAUUACCGGGAAUUUACCACGUGUUGCCACCAUGACCCCAAUUACAACAAAACCUUGCAAAAAUGCUUUAAAAAAAGGAAGACACAUAGAGCGAGAGGAUAGGCGGAGACUUUUUUCCAGGGUGGAAAUGGCUAAUAUCAGGGCAUAAUUUUAAGGUGAUUUGAAGGAGCUGUAGGGGAUGUCACAAGUAAGUUUUUUUUUAAACACAGAGACUGCUGAGUUUAUGGAACACACUGCCGGGGUGAUGACAGAGGGAUACAUUAGGGAUAUUUAAGAAAGUCUUAGAUGGGUACAUAGAUUAUAGAAAAAUGUAAGGAUAUGUAGGAGUGGAGGAUUAGAUUGAGCUUAGAGUAGGUUAAAAUGUCUAAAAGGACACGUACUGUUCUAUGUUCUAAAUUCCAACUGGUGUUAAUGCUUUUAAAAUUGCUUGUAUUCUUUUCCUGUUAUACUGAGUAGUUUUACCGAAUGACCUUCUUUUUAAAAGGCGCAUCAAACUGACAUUACAGAAACAACUCUAAUCGUUUUUAAACUACUUGUAGUGAUGGACUUCAUUCCAGUAGACUUUCUUUAAGGGGUGGCUAAGAACAAAUUCCACUUGCUGUUUGUUUAGAAAACCAUUGUUCCUUAAGAUGAAUCUCAAGACCAUAACACGAGAAGCAAACACAAAAUGAGCAAUCAAACUAUAAACACAAGGAAACCCAGAGUAACACACACAAAAUGCUGACAGAACUCAGGAGGUCAGGCAGCAUCUAUGGAGAGGAACAAACAGUCAGCUGAGGAUGUAGCUGCCAGUGGAGGAGUAAGGCUGGGCUGGAAUCAUGAUGCAAGGUCCUGACCUGAAACGUUGACUAUCACUUAGCCUGCACAGGUGCUGCCUGACUCACUGAGUUCCUCCGGCAGCACACACAAACACACACACACACACACACACACACACACACACACACACACACACACACACAAACACACACACACAAACACACACUCACACACAAACACACACACACACACAAACACACACACACACUCAAACACACACUCACACACAAACACACACUCACACACACACACACAAACACACACACACACACACACACACACACACACUCACACACACAAACACACACACACACUCACACACACAAACACACACACUCACACACACAAACACACACACACACACACUCACACACACAAACACACACACACACACACUCACACACAAACACUCACACACACAAACACACACAAACACACACUCACACACACACACACACACACACACGUCAACUGUUUAUUCCUCUCCAUAGACGCUGCCUUACCUGCUGGGUUCCUCCUGCAUUUUAUGUAUGUUACUCUGAGUAAUCAAACUUAAUGGUCCUGUUAAUAACAAUUCUUCCAUUUGGUAAAUAGAUUUGUGGCAAUCAAACCAAAAGAAGUUCUGAGUGAUCACAUUUAAGAUAAAACAAUUUUGUGGAGAUCCUUCAGCCCAACUCGUCUAUGCUGACCCAUGUGCCCACAUUAGUUAGUCCACUUGCUUCCAUUUGGAAACCUGGUCUUGCUUCAGAAACUGGUUUCUCAGUAGGCUCAGUUAAACUGGUUUUGAAUUUCAGCUUCACGUUUCAUUAGCUCAGUCAAUUCAGGAAAUGAAAUUUUCACAUUGAUACUAAUCUAAUUUACACUGUGUACCCAGGUAAUAUACUGGUAAAAAAUUCAACAAAAUCAUUCCUGUGCACUGGUAGGAAGAAACGCAUCGAUAGGAGCACUCAUUUAACCCUUUAUUAUCUGAAGCCAAAUAAAUGGUUUUAGGAGAAACGACUAUUCAUAAUUGGAAAUGUCUAACAGGCCACAAAGAUUAUUUUUCCAAUAUUAGCAUGUUUAGCAACUGAGCCUUCUCUUCCUUUGUUAUGUUUUUUUUGCCUCUACAAAUAGACAUAUGGAUUCCAAUUCAUGUUUGGUUGCCAUUCUCUGUAUGUUGCAUGCUUUGUGCCAUUUAAAUCUGAUUGUUUCCUUGUGGAUGUUGUAAGGAGGGCAGCUUAGUUUGUGAUAACUGAGUCCAUAAUUUUUUAGCAGAUAGGUACUAGUAAUACUUUAUGGUGUCAAGUGUGUUUAAGCUGUGAUUAUUGUUUUUUAAUGCAUUUUAAUUUAAUUUUUUGUGCAUUUUGCAGUUAAGCAUUCUACUUUUUGAUGUUGUGAAAACUAUUGAAAGAAAAACCUCUUCACAAAAUAAGCAUUUGUAAAAGAAAAAAAAUGUUCUAUUUGAUUAAAAUGUUGGAGAAGAAAAGACAUUGAGUGGCAUAUGGUGUGAUUCUUCGUUAAACUGAGAUAUGUGGAUAAAGAGUCGUGAUAAAGGGUCUCGGUCCAAAAUGUCGA
Molecule: messenger RNA, 10887 nt
Organism: Mobula hypostoma (lesser devil ray)
Lineage: Eukaryota; Metazoa; Chordata; Chondrichthyes; Myliobatiformes; Myliobatidae
Product: neurocalcin-delta
Exons: 6
Coding region: 327-908 (193 amino acids)
Biological process (GO): calcium-mediated signaling
Molecular function (GO): tubulin binding; actin binding; calcium ion binding
Source: RefSeq, a predicted model, not a curated record